AUGUUUCGCCUUUCACUUUCCAUCUUCUUCGUCCUGCUCUUGGCAAAUGGAUCGAAGAAAGUGAGAGCUGUUAGUCACAGCAAGGCAGACAUUGCGAAUAUAUCAUCUAGUUCGGCAGUAGCAAAUGCCGUCAGUCAUCAGGUGGCAGUGGGUGGUAUCGGUGCCAAUUGGGGGUCCCAAUCUUCCCACAGGCUGCGGCCGGAAAUUGUGGUGAGGAUGCUGAGGGAGAAUGGGAUUCAAAAGGUGAAGCUUUUUGACGCUGAUUACGACACUUUACGGGCCUUGGCUGGGUCCGGGAUUCAGGUGAUGGUGGGGAUCCCAAACGACAUGCUGUCCACGCUGGCGGGAAGCUCCAAAGCUGCUGAGAGGUGGGUCUCUGAGAAUGUGACACAUCAUCUCUCCAGAAAUGUCAUGAUCAGGUAUGUGGCUGUGGGAAACGAACCUUUCUUGGAGACGUACAACGGGAGCUUCCUCCGAACCACCUUCCCUGCCCUCAGCAACAUUCAGAGAGCCCUCGCCAAUGCUGGUCAUCAAAGCCAGGUGAAAGUCACCGUACCCCUCAACGCCGACGUCUACUCCAGCCCAGCCAGCGGCGCCCCCUCCGGCGGUGACUUCCGAGCCGACAUCCAUGACUUCAUCCUCCCAAUCGUCCGCCUUCUGAGCGACACCCAAUCCCCCUUCACCGUCAACAUCUACCCUUUCAUCUCCCUCUACACCGACCCCAACUUCCCCGUCGAGUAUGCCUUCUUCGAUGGCGGGGCCACCCCAGUCGACGACUCCGGCACCUCUUACUACAACAUGUUCGACGCCAACCACGACACCCUCGUGUCGGCCCUCCGCCGUAACGGCUUCCCCAACAUCCCCAUUAUAGUCGGCGAGAUUGGUUGGCCCACCGACGGAGACCGCAAUGCCAACCUCGACUACGCGCGCCGAUUCAACCAAGGGGUCAUGGCCCGAAUCUCGUCGGGCCGAGGGACGCCCAUGAGGCCCGGCCCGCUCGACGCCUACCUCUUCAGCCUGUUCGACGAGGACGAGAAGAGCAUCCAGCCCGGGAACUUCGAGCGCCACUGGGGGAUUUUUCGGUACGACGGCCAGCCCAAGUACGCGCUCAGCCUCACCUCUGGAGGCUCGGGAUUGGUGCCGGCCCGGAACGUGACGUACCUCGAGCCCAAGUGGUGCAUCAUGAAGCCCGGGGCGAGGAUGGACGACCCGAGAGUGGCGGCGAGCGUGAGCUACGCGUGCGGGCUGGCCGACUGCACGUGUUUGGGGUACCAGACGUCGUGCAGCGGGCUGGACGCGAGCGGGAAUAUAUCGUACGCGUUCAAUAGCUACUACCAGAAGAAUAACCAGCUGGACGACGCGUGCAAGUUUAACGGGCUGGCGACGGUUACGCGGGCCGACCCGUCGAUUGGGAACUGCAGGUUUAAUGUGAUGAUAAAGCCGUACUAUGGGGGUGGGGGGAGGGUGGAGUGGGGGAAGAAAGGGUUGUUUGGUUUAGGCAUUGGGCUUCUAACGGUUCUUUUGUUGACAGCUGAUUUUUGA
Messenger RNA from Striga hermonthica, 1542 nucleotides. The record is from the annotation of a GenBank genome assembly. Lineage: Eukaryota; Viridiplantae; Streptophyta; Magnoliopsida; Lamiales; Orobanchaceae.